ACAACAAUGGCUACAAAUUCUUCCUCUGCUCCUUUUAUAAACGUUUGCAAUAAAGAACUAAGUAUUGAUGAGUAUCACUCAGUCUAUGAUAAAGUGAAGUCUAUUUCUGCUAGUUGGAAGUCAUUCGCUAUUUCAUUACGUUUGAGAAUAACUGACAUUAAUGCCAUAGAAGCUUGCUCUCAUGGAAAUGCAAUUUCUUACCUGCAGAAAGUUAUUGAGCAUUGGCUAAUGAAAAAUUAUGAUUAUGAGCGUUAUGGCUGGCCCUGCUGGAGAAUGGUGUGUGUAGCUGUUAAAGAAGGAGGAGGAAAUUCAGCAUUAGCUGAUGAAAUAGCUCUUGAACAUCCUAUGAAAAUAAUAGAUAUAAUUAUUCUAGUACAUAUAUCUGCAUUCUAUGCUACAAAUCAACUACCUAAUUUAGAAGAAAUCUGUGAUGAAUUUGUCACUCUCCUUUAUGAAACAAGAAUUUCACUUGAGAAGCAGCAACUUCCAAACAUCAUUGAUUUCAUUGAAGUUCAAGUCAUGUUGUUACUCAAUCCAAAGGAUCAAACACCUGAAAACAAGGAGCUGGUGAGAAAGGAAUUUCAUCACAUUAAAGAUAUGCAACAAUUGUUUUAUGUUCUUGAAAAAUUUGUGUCCUGGUUUAACUAUUCAUUGCUACUCAAAAUUGGCAAAGUUUUUAUUCAGAAGAACAAAUCUCUGAAAAAAAGUUGGUCAGGCUAUGAAAGUAAAAUUAGGGACUAUUUCACAAUGGGUGAAGGCUGGGCCAUUCAAUGUGUUGAUGCUGUAGCAUUUGGCCUCACUGAUAUUCCUGACGCAAAAGCUAUGAUAAUUGAAGUUAAAAGAGAUGAUUAUACUUUUUACGAUCUCACUAUGAUUUAUCACCAAGUUCCUAGUGCUUUCAAAAUUCCUAAUGUCAGACUUUACUUCAGUUCUGUUACCAUGUCCAAGGAGUGUUUAAAACUAAAUUAUUUUAUUCCUAAUUAUUUGUACUUCAUACUGUUUCCUAUAAACGAAGAGCAACUGCAAAACCUGGCAAGUAUCAAUGAAAUCUCUAAACUGGAGUGUGGUGAAUAUUCAUACAACAUUAAUGAGGGAUCAGAACAACAAGUACAACACAGUUUUUCCGAAGUUGAUAUAUGUGAUCCAUUAUGGUAUGAGAAUACCACUAGCAUUUGCCCUAACUUUAACAUCAAUGCCACUACAACAGGUGGCCUGUCAUUACUUCAUUUUGCAUCAUGGAGUGGCAGUAUAUUACUAGUGAAAGCAUUAGAAGAAUAUAAUAUCAGUUGUACAGAAGAUAAUUCUAAAUUGUCUCCAGUACAUUAUGCUGCCUGGUCAGGUUCUACUAGUGUACUAAGCUAUAUCAUAUCUCAUUAUAAUCUCAAUGCUAAUGAUACUGAUACUGCUGGUCGUACACCAUUAGUCUACUCCUGCCAGUCAGAUAAAGCAGGACGCACGUUAGUACAUCAUGCUGCAUGGAGUGGUAACUUUGAUUUAGUUCAGUAUCUUAUUACUGAACAAGAAUUAAUAACUACCUAUCAGUUAGAUUCUCAUCAAACUGACAAUAAUGGCAUGCUACCAAUUCAUUAUGCUGCUCAAUCUGGUGAUAUUUUACUACUGGAAUUAUAUGUGAAGGAUAACAAGCAUAGUCUGAACCUAACUGAUGACAAUGGUUGGAAUGUUAUUCAUUAUUCAUCAUCAAGAGGUCACACUCAUUUCAUCAAGUAUAUCACCAGUCAGUAUCCAGAAUCAGCCAAUAGUCUAAUAUACUCUACUGAUAAAAAGGGGGAGAUGCCAUUACAUUAUGCACAAGAGAAUAAUCAUAAUCAAUUGGUCAGAUUUCUAAAAAAUAUAAAGCGUGAGAUUCAAGAGAAGGCAAGAUGUGUCACACAGUGA
Messenger RNA from Amphimedon queenslandica, 1896 nucleotides. RefSeq lists its product as uncharacterized. The record is from RefSeq and is a predicted model, not a curated record. Lineage: Eukaryota; Metazoa; Porifera; Demospongiae; Haplosclerida; Niphatidae. The transcript is spliced from 9 exons. Bases 7 to 1896 code for a protein of 629 amino acids. Gene Ontology annotation, molecular function: protein binding.